Lymnaea stagnalis (great pond snail) is the source of this 3903-nucleotide messenger RNA. The record is from the annotation of a GenBank genome assembly. Lineage: Eukaryota; Metazoa; Mollusca; Gastropoda; Lymnaeidae.
AGCUCCCCAUCUCAAAGUUGUCAAAUCACAGAUAGAAAGAAGAGGAGAGGGGUGAGUAGGUCAAGGGGGCACUUUCUUGUAGAGAGAGUUAUAAAGAAAUGAGAAGGUUGACAAAAAAUGAGAGAGAGAGAAGAGAGAGAUAGAGUUAGAGAUAUAGAGAAACUGUGUGUGUGUGAGAGAGAGAGAUAGAUAGAUAGAGAGAGAGAGAGGGAGGGAGAGAUAUAAUGAUAGAGAGAAAGUGUGAGAGAGAGAGAGAGAGCGAGAGAAAGAGAGAGCGAGAGAAAGAGAGAGAGAGCUAGAGAGAAAAAGUUUAAAAGAGAGAAUGAGAGAGAAAGUGCCGAAGAGAGAUUUGAACUGAACAGUACAAUGAGAAGGGUGUUUGCUGCUAACUAAUACAAAUGAUUCGUUGGAUUAAAAUAUUGCAUCAAGUGAAGACGGAUGGGAGUUAGUGCUAGUCACUACCGCCUAUAAUUUUCUCUUAUAACUUAUGUUCUCUUAAUCUUACACCUUACUUUCUUUUGUAACUGUAACUUAUUUUCUCCUAUAACUCAUGCUCUCUUGUUUUCGUGUAAUUUCAGAUUAUUGAGAAGAGACGCCGAGACCGCAUCAACACCAGCUUGUCCGAGUUGCGGCGCUUGGUUCCCUCGGCAUUCGAAAAGCAGGUAAACGCCGAUGUAUGUUAUUUUGAUUUAUCAUUGACCACAUUAUCAUUGACCACAUUAUCAUUGACCACAUUAUCAUUGACCCCAUUAUCAUUGACCACAUUAUCAUUGACCACUUUAUCAUUGACCACAUUAUCAUUGACCACAACAUCACUUUGUAGUCUAUAAGUGAUUCGAGUCAGAAUCAGCCUUCGAUAGGAUCUCAAGCAUAUUCACAAUACAGCAUGUUUCUACGGGUAAACAACCAACUCCCUUCAGUAACACGAUUAUUCUGAACUCCCCAGGGGUCUGCUAAACUUGAGAAGGCUGAGAUACUGCAGAUGACAGUUGACCACUUGAAAAUCUUACACCAAAAAGGUAAUUGACUUACUGGGUUAUUUUUUUAGUACGUUUGUUUAUGUAUUUUUCUUAGUCACCCGUUUCCGAGAGUCCUCCCCAAAAGUAUCCCACCCAUUAAUACCCCUCUCCCCCCCCCCCCCAACGGGAAGCCCCCCUUUUUUGGUUUUUUUUUUUGUACGUUUUUUUUAUUUUUUUUCUUAGGCCCCCCUUUCCGGAGAGCCCCCCCCAAAAGACCCCCCCCCUUAAAACCCCCCCCCCCCCCCCCCCCCAAAGGGAAGACCCACUUUGUAGUUUCUAGGGCCACUACCCAAAUGGCUUGGCUGGAACACACAGAAAGGCAAACCUUGUUGAUGUUAACAAAAAGUAGUGCAACGUUUUUAAAAAAAAACAAAAAAGCAUCACGAUCACUUUUUGUUGUUUGAUCAGUACGUCACGGAGUAUAGCUCAGUGCCUACUUUAUUGCACUGCCAUGCAUCUCUAAAUCUCAUCAACGUCUCUGGACAGUUUAGUGUCAAUGACAUGGGCGCGCUCCCACUACCCCUCUACCUUACGGCAUGCAGCAAUGCAGCAAAUGCACGCACUUGUCAUACCUCGCAGCAAGAGAAUAUUGCGCAGAAGGGAAACAGACGAAUGUGUACCAAGAUGCUAAAGAGACACACUUGUCGGUUACUUUCUCCUUUUAUGAACAUCAAAAACAUGCGCACUCAAGGACAACUAUGUCAGUCUACAGACACAACAUUGGAUGAGUUUAAAAAAAAAAAUUAAAAACAUUUCAAAUGUCUUUUGUUUGCAUUUUUGUGCGUUAAAAAAUUUAACUAUUGAAAAAUUGCCGACGUGUCAUCAGAAAUGACCUCUUAAUUUCUUUAAAACUCUUUACAUGAGCAGACGUCUUAUUUACAUUUUACAAUAAUUCUGACAGAUUAUUUAAAAUGAAUUUUUAAAUGAAAGCCCUACCAUCGGGCCCCGUACAUCUCGAAAGAAACGAGCUUGCCGUCCACGCAGCCUAUUUGGGUCCAGGUUUGGCGGCCGUCACAAAUAACGUGUGACCAAACUAACCAAAAAAAUGAGAGCAAAUGUUGCCACAGGAUGUGACCCUCAUAUUCAACGCGCCUUGACACCGCGGUGAACAUCCUUUGGUUCUGUUAGUGUGGGAUACAUAAUAUUUGUGACCUGCUCAAUAUUUUUUGGCACAACAAGAUGAUACCAUAGAUGACACCAGCAGUAGGGAAACGGGGGAAAGGGAGGGGGAGGGUGGAGUUUUUGCAGUGUCGGCACUGAAUCUAAAGACAGGCAGCACAAAUGGGGAGUUCGGGGGGCAAGCAGUUAGCUAGACGGACAUUGAUGAUAAGACGUAAAAAAAUGUUUUAAAAAUAAUUAGUGUUACACACCAAGACUUGCGCACCUCUGUCUAUAAAUAGUCGUUUAUCUAUAUUACAUCUAUUGACAUCCAAGCCGAAGCAUUCAAAGCAAAUGGAACGCUUAUGAGUUUAUCGUUGCCAUCAUAAAGUUGAUACGCCCUUGUCACAGACCGACGUCUGUUGGCAGACACGGAGGAUCAUACACCAGAGGCGAUGAUUUGUUGACAGAGGUGUCUCCACCGCUGCUCGGAGCGCGAGGACAAAGCGCGUUAAGCGACCGGCCACAAACAUUUCGUUUUGAUCCGAGCAAACACGGGCAUACAAGAGGUGUCCUCCGCAGUGAUUCGAGACCUCAGCGAGGCUUAAGAUAAAAUAAAGCGCCCUUCGCCACCCCCCCCCCCCUCUGACGCAACAAAUCUAUGAACCAUAUAUUAUAAUAGCGAACAGCGAACAUGCCCCCCCCCCUCUCUUUUUAUUCCAAUUGCAUUUUUGACUGAAGUUGAAUAAAUUUGUUAAUAUAUAAAACUAUGCGCAAUCCCAUGAAACACUUAAACAAUAUGUCUGUGAACAUUUCUGUGAAAUGUCUGGUUGAACAAAAAGAUAUGACACAUAGCUUUUUGUUUUCCAAAAAAUUCAAAGAAGCAUCAGAGUACUGCCCUGCUAUGCAUAGUUACCUCCCAAUGCAGUUAUCUGUGUCAUUAAAACCAUGAUAGUAAAAGUUGGUUGUCAUGAGUUUUCUGAUGAAUUGUCAGAAUUAAUAAGUAUUUCUUUCUUUUUUUCUUCAAUCUGUAACAGGAAUCAACAACUACAACUUUGACCCCCACGCAGUCGCUGUUGACUACCGCAGUGUCGGGUUCAGAGAAUGUGCGGCAGAAGUCGCUCGGUACCUGGUGGCCGUUGAAGGCCUUGACCUGCAGGACCCGCUGCGCCUCCGUCUGCUGGGUCACCUCCAGUGCUACUCGGCGCAGAGAGAAGCUGCGGCCAAGGCGUCGCUCCAGGGAAACACGUGGGGCGGUAUGAGCUCCAUGGGCGGGAUGGGCGGGCAUGGCAGCUUCACGCCCACGCAGUAUGGGGGCUCCACGAUGUCCACGCCGAUGUCGGGGGUCAUCCCCAGCCAACACCACCACCUGGGUCAGUCGGAGCACAUACCAAUGUCAACGUCAUCCCACCAGGGCGGCGUCAUCGGUGGCUCCGCGGGGAUAUACUCUGGCGGCUCCUCCUUCGCGGACUCUUCUAGACACGCCCAGUCGGACACGCUGCUGUCUGGCCACAUGCGGCUGUCCAGUACUUCCGCCACAGCUGCCACGGCCCCCGUGACGCCCAUGAACCACAACUCGGUUGCCCAGUCCCAGAUCUCGCCUCCACUUUUCUCGACCCUCCCGAACCUCCAUUCUCAGUUUCCAGUCUCCGCCCUCAACAUGAACUCUGUGUCGUCUAUGAUGUCCGCCCAGAAUUCUAGCUCCGCCUACCAGAACCACGGGCAGAACCAGGGGAACAGUUCCGUGAAGCCUUACCGGCCGUGGGGUGGGGAGCUGGCCUACUGA